This is a messenger RNA of Acanthosepion pharaonis, 723 nucleotides long. The record is from the annotation of a GenBank genome assembly. NCBI's taxonomy places the organism in Eukaryota, Metazoa, Mollusca, Cephalopoda, Sepiida, Sepiidae.
AUGUGCUUUUCUAUCUGCAUCUGUACUUUUUUUAGUGUCUGUGCUGGUUCAUACCUAGCUUUUUCUACUUAUCUAUCUAUCUAUCUAUCUAUCUAUCUAUCUAUCUAUCUAUCUAUCUAUCUAUCUAUCAUCACCCACAGAGAAACUCUUUUCUCUCUCUUCUCCUUUCUCUCUUCCCCCCUUACUUUCUUAAUUUAUCUACGAACGGAGAAGUUUUGUUCCGAUUGGGAAAAAUCCUGUCAUUUAGAUGGAAAAAACUUAAUUUGGCGAUUUUCAAAAAAAAAAGGUCCUUGUUCUAAGCCGAAAAAUGGCGUCUGCUACGGUGAACUGCUCUCCCAAGACAUUCUCUCCUCGAGUCUUAAUACAUCAAAGAGAUUACAAUGGUCUUACAAACAUGUGCAAACGAGGAACAGCUGGCAUGGUACUAUCGAGAAAAUCCAUUACGGCGCUGCCCCUACGUACCGGUCUCGAUACAGGCUCAGUAACCGAAACAGAACCAGUGAACUUCGAACUAAGAAACUCGGAAUCCAGCCGAAAGAAAACAACACAGUCUGUCUGUGCCGUCCUGCGCCACCUCCUUAUCUUUUACCAUUCCACCUUCUUCUGUUCCGUUUCCUCCUUUUUCUGCUAACUCCGCUCCUUCAUCUUUGUCCCCUGUGUGCCUUUUCCGCCGAGAAUCGUUCUUCACGUACGAUCCUAAACCGCCAUUAUUUGAUGGCCUAG